Bactrocera tryoni is the source of this 1233-nucleotide messenger RNA. RefSeq lists its product as uncharacterized. The transcript has a single exon. NCBI's taxonomy places the organism in Eukaryota, Metazoa, Arthropoda, Insecta, Diptera, Tephritidae. The record is from RefSeq and is a predicted model, not a curated record. Bases 1 to 1233 code for a protein of 410 amino acids.
AUGAGUGGUUCCACCAUGAAAUGGUACCUACGGCACCUCCGUGAUGGGAAAACCCCGGAGGCAGCGGAGGCUCUAGCGAGGAGCAAGAGCCAAGGAAACAACGCGUAUCCGGCAAAGGGAAACGACAGCAACGUGCCAGCUCGCGCGCAAGGCAGCGGUAAUAACAACCGUGGCCCGGUCAGCAAAGCUCGGACCGUAAGGCGGGGCGACAGCAGGGCACUGCCCGCGGGCACGUACGCCCAAGCCGGAAAAAGGAAGAGCGGCCAAAUCACGCAGCAGGAGCCUCCCCGAUCCAAAAGGGUGCGAGGCACAGAUACAAAGGCAGCCGGGGGCCAACCAUCUGGACCGGCUCCUCACCGGGUGGAGGAGGGGCGGCGCGGAUAUGCGGAUGCUGUCAGAGGCGUCCGCAUGGCUGUUCUGGCUUUCAGAUACCUGGCGGAGUCGCUGAAACCGGAUGAGCUCACCGUGUUUCAGGACAUCCAGAUGGACGAGGCGUCCAAAGGAGAGGACUACACGGCGUCCUUCCGGGGCAUCGACUUCAGGGGAGGUAUGAUGCAGGUGGCCUGCCUGGACGAGUCGUUCGCCGACUGGCUGAGGGAGCACGCUGCAAAGCUGGGAAGCUGGACGGGCCCUGUCCUCUGCGUGAAGAGGGUGGAAGAUGUGCCAAUCAUGCACAGCAUGACGAUGUUCCUCCCUCGGAGCGGGGACAGGACCUACGAACACGCCUUGAACCUGGUGAGGAACCAGAACCGGGGACUAAGUAUCUCGUCCUGGUGUGUUGCAGGCAGCAAGAAGGAAAUGCUAAGCGACAUUGAGGGACGGAGGUUACACCUAUACAUCAACGACGAGUCGUACAAGUAUGUCCGGGCCGCGAGCUUCCGCCUGUUUUACAGGUAUAGCACGGUCGUCAUGCGGCCCUACAAGCCCGCUGACACCGCGAGCAAAGAAGCUAAAACGCCUGCGACUCUACAGGACAGGGGCGUGGAUAACCAGGCAGUGCCGGAGUCCGCCCCGGAGGAAACUAGAAUGGAGGUGGACGAGUUGUCGGAGCAGCCCUGCGGGAGCAAUUCCGGACAGGCAGGGCCAGCAACGACCACUGACGUCCCCGCAGAUGGCCGGAACAUGGAGCUACCCUCAACGCAGGAGCUCGUAGACGGACUAGGAGGCCCAAUGGACAGUAGUGCGGUUGACGGCGGGGUAGAAGAUCUCUCUCUCCUCGAGCCUAUUCUAUGA